AUGGGCUCAAAGUUGUCCCCUAUUCUGGCACAGUAUGUUAUGGACCAUCAGUUGGACUCAAUCUUACCUAAAUUACCAUAUACUGUUCUAUUCGUAAAAAAGUUUGUGGAUGACAUCAUGAUGAUAGUACCAGAAACAUUUAUUCAACUGACACUUGACUUGUUCAACUCGGUUUGUGUAGAUUUACAGUUCACACUAGAAACAGAAGAUCUCCAUCACUCAGUACCCUUCCUAGACACUAGAGCAUAUAGACAAGAUAAAAUAGUAAAAUUGAAAUGGUAUAGGAAGGACACACAUUCAGACAAAAUUAUUCAUUUCCACUCAGACCAUGGCAUAAAUGUGAAAAUUAACACAAUAAACCAAAUGAAAAGAAGAAUAUCAAAAAUAUGCCAUAAAUCAUUCAUAGAUGAAGGACUAAAAAAAUUACACCAGAUUCUUAAAGAAAAUGAUUAUCCUAACAGCAUGAUUAAGAAAUUACUAUAUGCUAAUGGUACCACUCAAAAUGAACAAACAGAAGAACAAAAUAUGACAACAGAUAGAACACAUUAUGCAUCGUAUCCAAAUGUUACAAACUUGACAGGAAAAUUGAAAAAUGUGUUCAGAGAGGAAAACAUCAAAAUUGCAGUCCAAAAUCAAAAAACGGUGAGGUCAUUGUACACCAAAAUAAAGGACCCCAUUCCAACAUCCUUCCAAAGUAAUGUCGUUUAUAAAAUAAAAUGUGAGACUUGCGACAAAUGUUAUAUAGGGCAUACCUCCCAAUGGUUGAAAAGUAGAGUGGCGCUACAUAGAUCGGACAUAAGAAAAUACCCAGAGAGAUGUGCAUUGGCUGCGCAUGCGCAUAAUCUGGACCAUCAUGUGAAUUUUGAAGGUGUUGAGGUACUCAAAACAGAGAGAAAUUAUCAAAAAAGAUUGAUUCACGAAAUGAUUAACAUAAACAAAGAAGAUGAAACCAUAAAUAAGAAGACAGAUACGAACAAAUUAAGCUCUAUAUACAGUUAUUUGUUAGAAAGGAUAAAAAUGGAACCUUUUUAUGACGGCCCAAUAGAUGAAUAAAGAAGACAGGGAACAUAGAGGAGUGAGAGACUAGUUUUCUAUAAUAACAGAAACAUAACCAUCAAAUGUCAUUAUUGUGUUAUCUUAGAUGAGAGUUACUAAAUUGCGUAUAAAUAAGAUUAUCAACCGGAAGAGUUUUUAAAUUUGUGAAAUAGAUUCAGUUGACGUGUUUUUGGAGAAUUCCUAUGAAAUUAAAAUAUAACUUUUUGUUUUUAUUAGUUACAACGUUUGUGGCAGAUGUUAUCCAUGUAAAACCUCACAUUCAAAGCCCUGAAGAAGCAUU
This is a messenger RNA of Harmonia axyridis, 1336 nucleotides long. RefSeq lists its product as uncharacterized. The transcript has 2 exons. The record is from RefSeq and is a predicted model, not a curated record. NCBI's taxonomy places the organism in Eukaryota, Metazoa, Arthropoda, Insecta, Coleoptera, Coccinellidae. Bases 1 to 1053 code for a protein of 350 amino acids.